Molecule: messenger RNA, 1896 nt
Organism: Branchiostoma belcheri (Belcher's lancelet)
Lineage: Eukaryota; Metazoa; Chordata; Leptocardii; Amphioxiformes; Branchiostomatidae
Product: reticulon-4 receptor-like 2
Exons: 13
Coding region: 1-1896 (631 amino acids)
Cellular component (GO): extracellular matrix
Molecular function (GO): protein binding
Source: RefSeq, a predicted model, not a curated record
AUGGUGACGUCAUCGCUGGUCACCCUCCUGGUCCUGUGCCUUCUCCUGGAGACCGGAAGUGCGUGGCCCACCACUUCCGGUUCCUGUCCGACCCGCUGCAACUGUCUGUCCGACAGGUCCAUCAACUGCCGGAACAAGAAACUGACGUCAUUUCCGACCAGCAUGCCCGAGGAUACCGUCGAGGCCGACUUUUUCGGCAAUGUCAUCCCGUCCUUGAGUUCGACCUCUCUGGCCAACAUGGCGGCCCUCACGGAGAUCAACCUCGGCAACAACUCCAUAGCAACGUUCCCCGAUGACGUGGGAGGUCUGGCGGACAACCUGUUCCUAGACCUGGGCAGUCUGGAGUACCUGGACCUGAGAAACAACGGCAUCACAGACAUCAAGGUACGUGUGUCGUUUAGAGGACUGGACAAUCUGAACUAUCUCCACAUGGCGUCAAACCCCCUAUCCACCCUCCACAGUGACGUCUUCCAGUACCUCACCAACCUGAAAACUUUGUACAUCAACAACCUGGGGUUGGUCAACUUUACUGCAGACACUUUUAACGGCCUGGGGUCAGUGACGCAGCUGUACAUGCACGGGAACAAGAUCACCCACCUGGAAGGCGGAAACUUCGUCAGGCUCGUCUCACUGCAAAGGCUCUGGCUCUACUCGAACGGGAUGGAGAGUCUUGAUCCUGACGCGUUUAUCGGGCUGACCAGGCUGCAGUACCUGUACCUCUCCAGCAACCUGCUCACGGCCCUGCCUGACUACAGCUUCCAGGAUCUAGGUAACCUGAGAUAUCUGAGCCUGGAGAACAAUCGUCUGACGGAGUACGGGAUAAGUAACCAGACGUGGAACGGUCUGGACAAGCUGGACCAGCUCAACCUGAAGAACAACCGCUUCGUGUGCCUGAACGACUCCAUGUUCUGCUGCGGCAUGCCGGUACUCAGGAUUCUCUAUCUGCAGAACAACCGCAUCAGCUGUCUAGAAGAGGACGCCUUCGAUGGUAUCCCCAAACUGCGGCAGCUGUGGUUGGACAACAACGACAUCGACCAACUGCAGCCAGGACAGUUUGAGGAUCUGGAGAUCCUGCGGCAGCUCGGGUUAAGGAACAACGACAUCACAGAACUGGUGAACAACACCUUCCAGAACCUCCUGGAUUUGGACUAUCUGUACCUGGAGAACAACGACAUUGCCACCAUCGACACAGGAGCAUUCAACGAGCUGACUGACUUGGACCAGCUCAACCUACAGGGCAAUGACCUGACGGUGUUGCCUAGCAACGUGUUCUCCCCGCUGAGCAGGCUGGUGAAGGUGGACAUCAGCGACAACCUCAUCCACACGAUCGAGGACGGCGCCUUCGAGGGCCUGACCAGAGUGACCGAGAUGUACCUGGACAACAACAACCUGUCCAGCGUGAACUUUGACGUCUUCUCGCCGAUGACGCAGCUGAACAAAGUGCAGGUGACGGAGAACAACAUCAUGUGCGACUGCCACAUCUUCUGGAUGCUGGACUGGUUCAACGAGGAGGGGAACGACCUGGUGAACACAGACGCAUUGGUGUGCGCAGGGCCAGAGGAGUUCCUCGGCCUUCCCAUCAUCCCCCUACUGAACAACACUCUGGGCGUGCAGAUCCCAGAAUGCCCCAGUCCGACCCCUAGCGACCGGAACGGGACUGCAGGCGACUGGUGGAGUCUCUAUGGCAACGGGACGACUGGGAACGACGGAAACGGAGCUGGCAGCGGAUCGGGAACAGGAGACGGCAGUUCUGGAUCCGGAUCCGGGUAUGGCGCGGGUUCCGGGUGCAUGUGUGUGACCCUGACUGACCUUCUGCUGUGGCCGCUCCUGGCCUCCGUUCUCACCACCCUGCUCAUCUGUGGCGGCACACUCGCCUACGUCUGCUACAAGAUGUAA